CUCGAAGCUAUAGUUAACUUACUAAUGAAAACGACGCGAGGCUCUAAAAUGGAAAGCGGCGACGAGAGCCCGGUGGUUCUGAUAACGGGAUGCUCGCAGGGAGGAAUCGGUCACGCGCUGGCGCGUGAGUUCUCCGUGAACGGAUGUCGAGUGGUUGCGACGAGCCGAUCGCGGAGCACGAUGACGGAUCUGGAGCAGGAUCCGAGGCUGUUAGUACAGGAGCUCGAUGUGCAGUCGGAGCAGAGCGUGAGCAAAGUCAUAUCGAAUGUGAUAGAUAAGUUCGGCCAAAUCGACGUUCUCGUCAACAACGCCGGCGUGCAGUGCGUCGGACCUCUGGCGGAGAUCCCAAUUUCGGCCAUGGAAAACACCUUCAACACCAAUGUCUUCGGUUCCAUGAGGAUGACUCAAGCCGUUGUACCUCACAUGGUUUCCAAGAAGAAAGGAAAGAUUGUGAACGUUGGAAGUAUCACUGUUAUGGCACCAGGUCCAUGGGCAGGGGUCUAUACAGCAACCAAAGCUGCUAUCCACGCUCUUACCGAUACCUUGAGGUUAGAGCUCGGGACCUUUGGCAUUGAUGUAAUCAAUGUCGUCCCAGGAGGAAUACGAACAAACAUAGCAAACUCAGCUGUAGCAAACUUCAACAAAAUGCCUGAGCUGAAACUAUACAAGCCUUACGAAGAAGCUAUCAGGGAGAGGGCGUUUAUAUCGCAGAGGAUGAAGCCAACCCCUGCAGAAACAUUCGCCAAAGACACCGUAGCAGCGGUGCUGAAGAAGAACCCGCCCGCUUGGUUCUCUUCAGGCAGGUACUCAACCCUCAUGGCGAUAAUGUACCACAUGCCCCUUUGGUUCAAAGAUUUUGUCCAGAAGAAGGCUUUAAUGAAAAAGGGUUGGGAUGAUCGACUGAGGAAUUUGAGAUUGUUGAUUACCUUAAAUCAAUCUAUCCCAACGUCAAUCACUACUACAUUAUUCAAAUUGAAACAUGAGAUCAAACAUAAACCUACUGUACCGUGGGGCAUGUAUGUAGAACAAGAAAUGGCGCCAACUUCACAAGUGCUGAUGACGACCAGUUUGUUCCUCGGAUUUAACAGAAGACACGUCGUCGUAAGACGUCAACAGUCUCCUCGUGCCUCUUCUCUCAGAGGUUUAUCAGAUUUCGCUUCCCUCCGAAUGCAAAUAAGCGACGAGAGCCCGGUGGUUAUGAUAACGGGAUGCUCGCACGGCGGGAUCGGACACGCGCUGGCGCGUGAGUUCUCUGAUAACGGCUGUCUGGUGGUGGCGACGAGCAGAUCACGGAGCACGAUGACGGAUCUGGAGGAGGAUCCGAGGCUGUUCGUGCAGGAGCUUGAUGUGCGAUCGGAGCAGAGCGUGACCGAAGCCAUAUCGAAUGUUAUAGAUAAGUUCGGCCAGAUCGAUGUUCUCGUCAACAACGCCGGCGUUCAAUGCGUCGGACCUCUCUCGGAGAUCCCACUAUCUUCCAUGGAAAACACAUUCAACACCAACGUUUUCGGUUCCUUGAGGAUGACUCAAGCCGUUGUACCUCACAUGGUGUCUAAGAAAAAGGGAAAGAUUGUGAACGUUGGAAGUAUCUCUGUUAUGGCACCAGGCCCAUGGGCAGGGGCUUACACUGCAACCAAAGCUGCUAUCCAUUCUCUAACCGAUACACUCAGGUUGGAGCUCGAGCCGUUUGGCAUUGAUGUCAUCGAUGUGGUCCCAGGAGGAGUACGAUCAAACUUAGCCAACUCAGCUGUAUCAAUCUUCAACAAAACGACUGAGCUGAAACUAUACAAGCCUUACGAAGAAGCUAUCAUAGAGAGGGCCUUCUUCUUUCAGAAACAUAAGCCAACUCCUGCAGAAACAUUCGCCAAAGACACUGUCGCUGCGGUGCUAAAGAAGAACCCGCCCGCUUGGUUCUCUUCAGGCAGAUACUCAACAUUCAUGGCGAUAAUGUACCACAUGCCCCUUUGGUUCAAAGAUUUCGUCCAGAAGAAGGCUUUAAUGAAAAAGGGGUGA
Molecule: messenger RNA, 2010 nt
Organism: Thlaspi arvense
Lineage: Eukaryota; Viridiplantae; Streptophyta; Magnoliopsida; Brassicales; Brassicaceae
Source: the annotation of a GenBank genome assembly